Molecule: messenger RNA, 1039 nt
Organism: Malaya genurostris
Lineage: Eukaryota; Metazoa; Arthropoda; Insecta; Diptera; Culicidae
Product: haloacid dehalogenase-like hydrolase domain-containing protein 2
Exons: 3
Coding region: 191-976 (261 amino acids)
Biological process (GO): dephosphorylation
Molecular function (GO): phosphatase activity
Source: RefSeq, a predicted model, not a curated record
AUAGAAAAACGUGAUCACCAGGUAUUUGACAUCGUGGGUUCCGUGCACUCUACAUCGGUGUGUGUAACAGACACGUCAAAUAGCUUAAUAGUGACACCACAAAUGAAAAAAAUUGCCUGUGGGCAAGACGGAUCGUUAUCGGUCUUAGCUGUCUAUCAAGACAAUACAAAGAAAAAAAACUGCCUAUCAAAUGGCUCCGGUCAAAGCAGUGUUGAUAGACCUGAGUGGAACUUUACAUAUUGAUGACCAACCAACCGAAGGAUCAGUAGAUGCACUUAAAAGAUUACGGCAGUUAGAUAUUACAGUAAAAUUCGUAACAAACACGACCAAAGAAAGUGUUUCAUCCCUCUACGCCCGGUUAAUAAAAAUAGGAUUCGAAUUAGAAUUCAAUGAAAUAUGCAGUUCCCUUACGGCUGCUUCCAACUAUGUCCAAAUCAACGGAUUAAAUCCGUACUAUAUUGUAACCGAUGAUGCACGAAAGGAUUUUCCUGAGAAUGAUCCUUCCCUGAAGUAUGAUGCAGUCGUUAUUGGACUAGCACCGGAUAAUUUUACUUAUAAAAACAUCGAUGAAGCUUUCCGAAUCUUACACCAGAGUAAUGGUACAGCUCGCUUAGUUGCAAUACACGAGGGAAAAUAUUACAAAACGGAUCAGAAGAUUUCCGUUGGACCGGGGUGUUUUGUCAAGGGUUUAGAGUACAGUAGCGGAAUUAAAAGCGUUUGUGUUGGAAAACCUAAUGAAUACUUCUUUCGUUCUGCUUUACCGGAAGGAGUGACACCAGCAGAAUGCAUCAUGAUUGGGGAUGACCCGAAUGACGACUGUUUAGGUGCUAUGUCAAUCGGAAUGAAGGGAUAUCUGGUUGAAACAGGUAAAUAUCAACCAGAACUUGUGCAAGACAAUGCUCGUCCAAGAGUUGACGGAAUUUUCAAAAACUUCAGUUCGGUAGUUGAUUAUAUCGAGGAAAACCUCAUUUCCUGAAUAAAGUUUCUUUCAAUUCUAUAUUAUUUUCCAAUGAUAGUCGAUAGUCAAUUGAGGAUGUAU